AUGCCACCAGCUGAAAUGAACAAUCAAACAUUUGUCACUGAACUCAUCUUCUUAGGAUUUUCCAACCACCCCAACCUACAGGGCUUGUUCUUCUUGAUAUUUCUGGUCAUUUAUCUGAUAACUCUCCUGGGGAACACACUCAUAAUAACAGCUACUAGGAUCAGUGCUGCCCUGCAUACUCCAAUGUACUAUUUCCUCAGCAACCUAAGUUUCUUGGACAUCUGCUAUACUUCGACCACUGUCCCGGUCAUGCUGGUGAAUUUCUUCCGGGAGAAGAAGACAAUCUCCUAUGAUGGCUGCCUCUCCCAGAUCUUCUUCUUAGUGACUUGUGCUGGCACUGAGGGUGUUUUAUUGGCAGCUAUGGCUUAUGACCGCUACGUCGCCAUUUGUCACCCUCUUCGGUAUCCAAUCCUCAUGAGUGUGAAGGUGUGUGUCUGUUUGGUGAUUGGGUCCUGGCUGUGUGGCUUGGUGAAUUCUGUGACCCACACAGCCUUGGCAGCCACACUCACGCUGUGUGGGCCCAAUCAGAUCAGCCACUUUCUCUGUGACAUCCCACUGAUCCUGAAGCUCUCCUGCUCAGACACCUCUCUCAAUGAAUCUGUGCUCCAUGUGGCCAGUGCCACCAUUGGCCUGAGCCCCUGCCUGUUUACUGCAGUGUCCUACACACUCAUCAUUGCUGCCAUCCUCAGGAUUCCCUCUGCUCAGGGCAGGAGCAAGGCCUUUUCGACUUGUGCCUCCCACCUCACUGUGGUGGUGGUCUUCUUUGGAACAGCCAACUUCAAUUAUGACAGACCUGACAUAGGUAACAACCUGGACAUGGACAUUCUAGUCUCUGUGCUCUUCUGUGUCGUGACCCCCAUGUUUAACCCCAUCAUCUAUAGCUUGAGAAACAAGGAGGUCAAAGGCGCUUUGAGAAAGCUCACAGAUGGAGACUCCUUGGUAAGAACAGUGAUUAAAUAG
This is a messenger RNA of Sorex araneus (European shrew), 960 nucleotides long. Its product is annotated as olfactory receptor 5V1-like. Gene Ontology annotation, biological process: G protein-coupled receptor signaling pathway. Gene Ontology annotation, molecular function: olfactory receptor activity; G protein-coupled receptor activity. NCBI's taxonomy places the organism in Eukaryota, Metazoa, Chordata, Mammalia, Eulipotyphla, Soricidae. The transcript has a single exon. The record is from RefSeq and is a predicted model, not a curated record. Gene Ontology annotation, cellular component: membrane. Bases 1 to 960 code for a protein of 319 amino acids.